Molecule: messenger RNA, 933 nt
Organism: Pseudomassariella vexata
Lineage: Eukaryota; Fungi; Ascomycota; Sordariomycetes; Amphisphaeriales; Pseudomassariaceae
Exons: 1
Coding region: 1-933 (310 amino acids)
Source: RefSeq, a predicted model, not a curated record
AUGGAAAAAUCCACUUCGGACAACACUAGAUCUCCUCAGACGACUUUCGAUGUCGCGGAAGCUGUCUCAGUAAUGGUCGCCAUGGCAAAGCUUACACUUGACAAUCAGAACCACGAGACUGUCUCACCCCUGCCCAACACAUCAGCUUCGGAGGCAGUGACCACGGAGGUGCCGCUCUUGAUCACCACAAUCGCCGAGUACCAUCACUGUGAGCCCCUUCUCGAAAAGAUGUUCCCUCCGCCCGGACGGCCCACGAAGCCGAUCUUCCGAUUCAAGCUCGUCGUCCAGGUGGACCUCGAUGGCGAGAUGGAUGAGCUGCUUGCCCCUAGAGACGAAGUCAAGUUCGUUCCCUCGAGUCAACAUCUUAGCAUCAUCUCCAAGCAAUGCAACCCUUCGUACGGCAACGGGCCCAUGACCACGACAUAUCCCGUCAAGGACCCAAACGAGACAAACGAUCCGGAUGAUUUUGAUAAUAAUCAGCCAGCCGGUCCAUAUGGUCCUGAUUAUGCGGAGCUCAAAUUACUGGUUCUGCGUCUUUCUCGCCAAGAAAACCACGUUUCCCAUGACACCUUCGGGGAUAUUGAGCGACAAGUGGAACGACUCCGACGCCUCAAGCUUCUCGGCCCGGACGACGUAGAUGGCUUCGACUACUUCACCACCGAGCAGCUGCAACACUACCGGGAGGAAGCUGAUGUCAUUUGGGACGCCAUGUUCGCCGACGAGUAUUUCAGAGAAUUUUUCAUUGAUCAGACGAAAAAGGUUCUCAUAGCGUCCCUCGAGGAUGACAACCUCAAGCUCCCUUAUAAUUGGCCCCGAUCCAUAUUUGAGACCAAGUUCAAGAGUUUGGUCCGCGGCAUCAACAACGAGACUUGGACUUACGCCUUUUUUGCUGGAUACUUGGACUUUCAGCGCAGAUUGUUGCGUAUCCUCUAA